Acanthosepion pharaonis is the source of this 660-nucleotide messenger RNA. The record is from the annotation of a GenBank genome assembly. NCBI's taxonomy places the organism in Eukaryota, Metazoa, Mollusca, Cephalopoda, Sepiida, Sepiidae.
AUGUUUUCUAUGGAUUUACUUAUUUAUUUUUCAUACGCUUUAUUCAUUUCCAUAUUUACGCUUCUUUCAUUUCUUUCUUUCCUCUUUUUUAUUUUUUAUAUAUUUGUUUCUUUGUUUCGUUGUAUAUUGAUAUACAUUUUCUUUUUUUCUAUUUCUCUCCGUCAUUUUUUCUACGAAUUUAUUUAUUUAAUCACCUACACUUUUUCUUCCACCUGUAGAAUGAGUCUUUCUUUCGUGAGACAUUUGUAUCUAUCUGCUCAUUUCAUUUUCCUUUUUCCUUCCUUUAUUUUUUCUUUCUCUUUCUCUCUCCUUUCUUUUUUCUCUUUCUUUCUCUUUCUCUCAACUUUCCUUUUUUCUUUCUCUUUCGCUUUCUCUCUCCUUUAUUUUCUUCCUCUUUCUUUUUUUUCUUUCUUUCUCUCUCCUUUCUUUCUCUCCACUCUCUCUCUCUCUCUCUUUUCUUUUUCCUUUCUCUUUUUUCUCUCCUUUCUUUUUUCUUUCUCUCAACCUUCAUCUUUUUUCUUUCUGUCUCUCUCUCCUUUCUUUUACUUUUUUUUUCUUUCCAUUUAUCUCUCUCUUUCUUUCCUUUUUCUUCUAAAUUUAAGUUUUGUUUUCUUGAAUAUGUUUUCUAUGAGAUUUCUUUCUUUCUUUUCUUUUUUUUAA